This is a messenger RNA of Xyrauchen texanus (razorback sucker), 1428 nucleotides long. It is a transcript of the gene ttc4, whose product is annotated as tetratricopeptide repeat domain 4. The record is from RefSeq and is a predicted model, not a curated record. The transcript has 10 exons. Gene Ontology annotation, molecular function: Hsp90 protein binding. NCBI's taxonomy places the organism in Eukaryota, Metazoa, Chordata, Actinopteri, Cypriniformes, Catostomidae. Bases 182 to 1381 code for a protein of 399 amino acids.
GUGGUAGUGUGCUACUGUUUAUGUUACCGCAUUUGGUUAUGUCACUGUACUCUGUGUGUUUUGUGUAGUCCUUCAUAUAGUCUUUUAACACGGAUAAAAAAUAAAUAAAUACACCCAUUGCGACUUUUAAUUUGAAUGUAUUAGUCGGACACGUUAUAGACUUCUUUUAAAGAGAAAAGCCAUGGCUACACCUGCGAAAGGCGAAGACAGUGACGAUGGCAUGGAUGAAUUUAUGGAGAAAUUUAAGACGCAAAAAUACAAAAAUGCGUUUAAUGAGAGCAACUGGGAGGAGGAGUUUGACAAGGUGCCCAUGUUCAUGAAGACAGCCCCAGAGGAGAUAGACCCAACGAAAGAUCCUGAUCUUGCCUGCAUUCAGUCUAUCAUCCAUGACGAUGACAGAACACCUGAAGAGCAAGCUAUGAGUAUAAAGGAUGAGGGGAACGAGUACUUUAAGGAGAAGAACUAUAAGAAAGCUGUAGUGUCUUACACUGCUGGCUUAAAGAAGAAAUGUUCGGACAUGGAACUCAAUACUGUUUUAUACACCAACCGUGCAGCUGCACAUUUCCAUUUAGGCAACAUGCGUUCGGCUUUUAAUGAUGCCACAGCUGCAAAGAAACUGAAGCCAGACCACAUUAAAGCCAUAGUAAGAGGAGCACAGUGCUGUAUGGAGUUGUGUCAUUAUGCAGAAGCAUCGCAGUGGUGUGAUGAGGGUCUCCGGCUGCUCCCCACCGACAAGAAACUACAGGAUCUGAGAGCCAAAGCAGACAAAAUGAAGAGAGAAGUUGAGAGAGAUGCCAGAAAGGCAAAGGUUAAAGCGAAGAAGGAGCAGAAUGAGAGAGAAGCAUUAUUAACAGCCAUUAAGGAGCGUGGCAUUAAACUUCUGAAGCCUGAGCCACCACAGCAUAAGGGCUCGGACAGUGAGGAUAAUGAUGGUGAUGGAGGUUCAUCUAGAGCCCUGGCUGAUCUGGAGCUUGAUGGAAUUAGCUCACAUGAGACCAUGGGAGCUCAGGUUUAUAUGGAUGAGCUGGGUGUCCUCCACUGGCCAGUGCUGUUCCUUUACCCUGAGCACAGGCAGACUGACUUCAUAUCUGCCUUCUGCGAAAACUCCAGCUUCAUGGACCAUUUGGCGGUCAUGUUUGGUGAAGAGCUUCCUCCCUGGGAUACUGAAAGAAAAUAUCAGCCACAAAAUCUACAGCUGUUCUUUGAGGAUCGUGAAAAGGGAAACUUUUAUCAAGUGAAUCUUGAAAAGUCACUUCUUAACAUUCUUCAGCACCAAAGGUGUUUUGUUAAGGCCGGAACGCCUUGCUUCAUCGUGUUGGUAUCAAAAUCUCCAUUUUCUAAGCAGUUUUUAUCAGGAAAAAAGGUCCAGAGAUUGACUUGAAUUUAUGUUUGAAUCUUAAAGGGAUAGUUCACCCAAAAAUAAAAGUU